AUGCCAAGGAGUGCCAGGAAGCGUCCAAGCGACGCGGUCGAUGGUGCAGGCGGGGGCGAACAGCGUGGGUCUCGAGCCAAGCGGCCCGCGCUUGCAGGUCCGUCGCCUACGCUGCCGGCAACGACAAACAAUGUGGCAGACCCUGUGCCGGCUGGCACCCAAGAGCCUGACCGGCUCGACCUGACCCAGGAGGACGACGGACCGCUAAGGGAGCUUUACGGUUCCUAUGAUGGCAAAAUCGUCGGUAUUCGGUAUUAUUCGGGAUACGCAUCCCCCGGAGAGGCCGUCCUCUGCCACAGAGAGCCCCAGAAUCAGUACGACCCCAAUGCCAUUCGGGUUGACAACGUCAUGCAUUGCCAAAUCGGCCAUUUGCCCCGAAAAGUCGUCGAGAAACUUGCCCCGUACAUGGACUCUGGGGACAUAACUGUGGAGGCGGAACUGACUGGUGAAAAGGGCAUGUUUGACUGCCCUGUGCGCCUCGUCUUCUUUGGGCCCAGCGACCCAACCGAGCGUGAUCGGAUCGAAAAGGCACUCAAGGCAGACAAGCUCGUCAAGGCGACCCAGCUGAAGCACACUAGAAAGGAGGCCGAGGCCGUGAGGAUCGCAAUGGGAUUGAGGGCCGGCGGCGCGAACUAUGGCAUCGGCACCAAGGAGUCAAUCGCCGAUAAGAUGGAGACGACACUCGAGGAACUCAUGAAGAAGAGUGACGUCGCCGAGUUCCGCAAGGGAGGGGACGCCAUCAAGCCUUUCGCCAUCGACGAGGAGCACUUGUCCAACAUGCCCCUGGCCGACCAGCCAGCAGAACUAGCGUCGGCCCUUCUGCCGUAUCAACUUCAGGGCCUGGCGUGGAUGACCUCCAAAGAAAACCCCAAGCUCCCGGCCAAGAAGACGGAUAGACCUGUUCAGCUGUGGGCGCACAGUGCCCGAGGCAAGUAUUGGAACAUUGCGUCUGGAUUCGUCACCCAAUCCCCUCCCACGCUCUGCUCCGGCGGCAUUCUUGCCGAUGACAUGGGGCUGGGAAAGACCCUCCAGAUUAUAAGUUUGAUCCUGACAGGUGGCCCUGGAUCAACACUCAUUGUUGCCCCUGUCAGCGUCAUGAGCAACUGGAAGCAACAAAUCGAGAGACACGUCAAGUCCAACCAGGCACCGAGCGUCUUGGUCUACCACGGCGACAAGAAGCUGACAGCCGCAGAGCUCAUGCGAUACAAUGUCGUCAUCACGAGCUACGGGCGGCUUGCCAGGGAGCUCGACCCCAAGGUCCAACGGGCUCUCCUUGAUCAAUCCAUCACAUGGCGACGGGUCGUGCUAGACGAGGGUCACACCAUCCGAAAUGCCAGGACCAAGGUUGCCCUGGCGGCUUGCGAAAUCAAAGCAAAGUCACGUUGGGUCCUGAGCGGAACCCCCAUCAUAAAUUCCGUCAAAGACUUGCACUCGUUGGUCAAGUUUCUGCACCUCACAGGGGGGAUCGAGCAGGCCGAGAUCUUCAACACGAAUGUCACCCGGAAGCUGUCUGACGGCGACCGCAGCGGUGAGGCUGUUCUUCAAGCCCUUGUCCAGGACAUUUGUCUUCGGCGCAAGAAGGACAUGAAGUUUGUCGAUCUCAAACUCCCGGGUAAGAAGGAAUAUCUACAUCGAAUCUCGUUUCAUUCUUCAGAGAAGCAGAAAUACGACUCGUUGCUUUCCGAGGCCCGUGGAGCUCUGGCGGAGUUUCAAAACAAGUCCGAUCGUGGACAGAAGGGUCGGUUCCAGAAUGUCCUGGAGCGCCUGCUUCGACUUCGACAAGCAUGCAAUCACUGGACGCUGUGCAGGGAGCGAAUCGACGACCUGAUGAAGCUGCUCGAGGAUGAACAGGUCGUGGCCUUUAACGACAAGAACCGAGCGUUGCUGCAGGAAGCCCUUCGGCUUUUCCUCGAGAGCCAGGAAGAAUGUGCCAUUUGCUACGAGAACCCGGCCGGUCCAGUCAUCACAAACUGCAAGCACGUCUUCUGCCGCGCGUGCAUCACCAAAGCCAUCCAGUUUCAACAUAAAUGCCCCAUGUGCCGCAAUCCUCUGACGGACGAAUCUCUGCUCGAGCCGGCUCCAGAAGGUGCAUCCGAUGACAAUUUUGAUGCAGACACGCAGAGCUCAAAGACGGAAGCGUUGCUUCAGAUUGUCCAGGCCACCAUCAAGAAGCCAGCUUCCAAAGUAAUAAUAUUCUCGCAAUGGACGGCGUUCUUGAACAUUGUUCAGAACCAAUUGACAAAUGCGGGCAUCAAGUUUAGCAGAAUCGACGGAAGCAUGAAGACGGAGCAGCGCGAUCGAGCAAUCGAGGCGCUGGAUACUGACCCGGACACGCGCGUCAUGCUGGCCAGUUUGGCCGUCUGCAGUGUCGGUCUCAAUCUUGUAUCUGCGGACACGGUGAUUCUUUCCGACAGCUGGUGGGCACCGGCCAUUGAGGACCAGGCCAUCGACCGAGUCCACCGUUUGGGUCAGACGCGCGAGACGACGGUCUGGCGCCUCAUCAUGGAGAACACGGUCGAAGAGAGAGUCCUGGAUAUCCAGUCUGAGAAGCGUGAGCUUGUCGGCAAGGCGUUCCCGGAUAAGAAAAAGGCGGGCGGGAAGGCCAAGGACACGCGGGCCACGGAUGUCUUGAAGCUGCUGGCCUAG
Messenger RNA from Hirsutella rhossiliensis, 2646 nucleotides. Its product is annotated as HIRAN domain-containing protein. The transcript has 10 exons. The record is from RefSeq and is a predicted model, not a curated record. Lineage: Eukaryota; Fungi; Ascomycota; Sordariomycetes; Hypocreales; Ophiocordycipitaceae. Gene Ontology annotation, molecular function: ATP binding; hydrolase activity, acting on acid anhydrides, in phosphorus-containing anhydrides; nucleic acid binding. The coding region runs from base 1 to 2646 and encodes 881 amino acids.